GCCGCAAAGCACGUCUCUACGCUGGGCGGGGCUACAGCAGACUUGCUCGCGUAUGACGAGUUCCGGUAGCGCGCACGUUUUUUCUCCGCGUGUCUCAAGCCGUAGUGAGGGGAACCAUGAAACGACCCAAGCUCAGGAAGGGCAGCAAGCGGAUGACAUGCAGCAAACGCUAUAAGAUUCAGAAGAAGGUCAGAGAUCACAAACGUAAAGUGAGGAAAGAAGCAAAGAAAAGUGGUUUUAAGAAGCCAAAGAAGGACAUUACUAUCCCCAACGAUGCCCCGUUUAAAGAGGACGUCCUCCGGGAGGCAGAGCUCCGGAAGCAGCGGCGCGAGGAGUUGAAGCAAGCUCAGAAGCUUGAAAGACAGAAAGAAGUUGCGAAGAAAAGAAACAUUGAGAGAACCAAAUCUGAUUCACCUGAAAAGAAAAAGACAGAGAAAACGGAAAAGAAAGAAAAAUCCAAACUGAAAUCUGGUAACCGAAGCAAUGACAUCCCCGAGAGGUCUUUGUGCGGUGAAGUGAAGAAGGUGAUCGAGGCUUCGGAUGUUGUCUUGGAGGUGCUGGACGCCAGGGAUCCCAUCGGCAGCCGAUGUGUGCAGGCCGAGGAAGCGGUCCUCAGGUUCCCAAACAAAAAGCUCUUCCUCAUCCUCAAUAAAAGUGACUUGGUACCCAAGGCAAAUCUUGAAAAAUGGUUGUGUUUCCUAAAUAAAGAGAUCCCGACCCUGGUGUUUAAAUGUUCCACGCAAGUACAGGAGCGGAAACUGGAGGAGAAGAAGGUGAAGCCUGGCUGUAUCGACGUUUCACACGGGACCGUCUGUUAUGGAGGAAAUGCUUUGCUGAGGCUCCUCCACGACCUGUGUCCUUCCCCGAAUAUAGGAAUUAAAGUUGGGAUAAUAGGAUUUCCAAACGUUGGCAAGAGCAGUUUGAUCAACAGUUUACGGCAGAUUCAUGUCUGUAAAGUGGGAGCCAUGAAAGGCACCACAAAAGUCCUGCAGGAGGUGAAUAUCGACAACCAGAUCAAAAUGAUUGAUGGUCCUGGCCUUGUGGUGUCUCCCAGUAACCGUGAAGUCACAGUGACACUGAGAGGCAUCCAUCAGGCUGUUGGUGAUGGCGUCCUGGGAGCUGUGAACAUCAUCUUAAAGCACAGCGAUAAACAGCAGGUUAUGUUACAGUACAACAUUUCAGACUUCCGAAACCCCUUGGAGUUUCUAACGUUACUUGCGCAUAAAAGAGGCAUGCUGAAGAAGGGCGGCAUUCCAGACACGGAGAGCGCGGCAAAGCUGUUACUGAACGACUGGAUUGGAGCGAAGCUGAGUUACCAUUCAUCCCCACCAGCUGCUAAGUGCCAACAUAUCGAUGGAGCCAUGACGGGCCGGCUCCGGGAAGGUCUUAACCUGGGGCUUCUAGAGGCAGACAACCUUCAGACUGUUAAAGCACUGAAGUGUCCCAGCUCUGCUAGCAGCAUUUCGUUUAAAUCACCCGGUCUGACCAGUGGCAUAUUGGAUGAGAAUGAAAUUGUACAAAAGGAGGAACAGAUGGCGGUCGAUCAGGAGCCUGAAGACCCUGACAGCGAGGAGGAUGACAACGCUUUGGGGGAAGCUGAUAAAGAGGAUGAGGACAGUGGGGAUAAAAGCCCAGAAGUAUCUGAGGAACCGGACUCCACACAGAAAAACGAUAUCAAAGCAAUACCUCCAAAAGAUGGGAUUAGAUCGGUCUGCUUCGACAAACAGGAAGAUGCUGAUUCUUACGACUUUAAUAGAGAUUUUGUCUGAGAUUGGGGUUUGUCAUUUUGCGCCUGCUGUCCCUCCAUUAUCUGUGUAAACUCUUCAUUCCCUGUACUGCUCCUGGCCGUGGAGAUGAAACAUGGGUUCUGUGAAUCUGAUGAAUCAUUUGUAUUAAGUCCUAGAGGUGUUGGAAGCGGAAAGUAAAUAUGAUGUGUAACAGAA
Molecule: messenger RNA, 1943 nt
Organism: Spea bombifrons (plains spadefoot toad)
Lineage: Eukaryota; Metazoa; Chordata; Amphibia; Anura; Pelobatidae
Gene: GNL3
Product: G protein nucleolar 3
Exons: 15
Coding region: 117-1769 (550 amino acids)
Cellular component (GO): nucleolus
Molecular function (GO): GTP binding
Source: RefSeq, a predicted model, not a curated record